Sarcophilus harrisii (Tasmanian devil) is the source of this 4085-nucleotide messenger RNA. Its product is annotated as vomeronasal type-2 receptor 26-like. Bases 1509 to 4043 code for a protein of 844 amino acids. The transcript is spliced from 7 exons. Gene Ontology annotation, cellular component: membrane. Gene Ontology annotation, biological process: G protein-coupled receptor signaling pathway. NCBI's taxonomy places the organism in Eukaryota, Metazoa, Chordata, Mammalia, Dasyuromorphia, Dasyuridae. Gene Ontology annotation, molecular function: G protein-coupled receptor activity. The record is from RefSeq and is a predicted model, not a curated record.
CAGUUUGCAUUUCAUAAUGUUUUCUAGUUCUUUGACCACAAAUUCCUCCCUUUUCUACAGAUCUGACAGGUAGACAAUCUCUUGGUCUACUAACUUGCUUAUAGUAUCACCCUUAAUGCAAGACUUUCUUUUUAAAGCUGGUUACUGUAUACUUUUGAAGAGACCUUUGUUGAAAACAUUCUCUGACUCAGAAUCUAUUUUAAUUUCAUACAAGCAGUCCUCAAACUUUUCUCGAUCUCACUUUGUCCCCAUGAAACUUAAUAGCCCUGUUGGACAGGUAUUGGGGUGGUCCAUAUGGGGUCAUUGAAUAUAUGGCUCAGGAAUGAGAUAGGGGAGGAUGAUUCCAGCAAUUGUCAAAGUCCCAUUUGAUUUCUGGGUCUUCAGUGACUCUUCUCCCAUUCUUGUUUUUAUUCUCAUAUUCCUUCUUCUCUCUGGGGAAGAGUCAAGCCCAUUGUAUUGUUUUUGUUUUGUAACAACUGGCUAUCACAGGAAUAGUUCAACAGGCUUGUAUGUUUGUGCCCAGUAGCAUAAACCCACAGCAUGCUUUGCUGGUCUUUGGGAACAGCAUCAUAGAAGUCCAUGAUAUGGGGGUGUUUCAUCCUGAAAAUUGUCCAGUCAAUUGACUAUCCCUUCUAUACAAUAAAAGAUGAAUCUCCCUGCUCUUUCUCCAAUCCUAGCACCCCACAAACAUACUCACAAAAUCCACCCUCCCACGACACACAAGCACACACAUAUUUUCAAGUGAAUAGUUUAACUUGAAUGUUCCUCUUCAUCUUCUUUCAAUUCGGAAGCACCUGCCUAACUUCCCCUUUUAAGGACUAUUUGAUUUCAGUAACACACGCAUUGGGAAGCUUUCUCUCUACUCCUAGUUAAGAACUCUGCAUGUGACUGUUCAUUGCACCCGGGAAAUGCAACAGGGAGUGAUAUCCUCUGAGACUUUUCCAACAAGUCCUGUUGACCAAGUCUUUCUUAGGCUCAAGGAUCCUAUUAGAAAUCAGACCCCAGAAUCUCUUUCUGAAACCCUAGGUAAAAUGUGGUUUGUGAUGAGUUAGAAGGGUAUCUUCCAAUUAGGAUGGAUCUCAAUUGCUUUGCUUGUUCUCCUGAUGUUUCUUGCAGGGACUCCUUGAGAUUAGGAAAAAAAAAUUGCUCCGAGGAAUUCAUUAGUUCUAGAUCCAGAAUGCUAUGGGGUCCUAGAUAUAGAAUCUGUAUUUCUUCAGUUACAGUGGAACUUCAUCUCCAGUUAUGGAUUCAGUUAGUCAUCCAUCCAUCUAUCCAUUCCUUCAUUCAGUAAACAUCUAUUAAGCACUCCUUCCCCCUUUCAUCUAGUUGGGUGUGCCAUUAUCACAAGAUAACAGAAACAACCAGUCCGUGAGAUUUCAAGCUCUCUGCUGGAUCUGUGGCUCCAUUUAGCCUGGCAUAGUGGGAAGCAGCAUGGAUAGACAUCAAGAAGCCCAAGUCAAAUCUUGUCUUUGAUUCAAGCUGUCCAUGGGAGCCUCACAAGUCCCUCAAUGAUCCAGAUUUUCCUUUCUGAGUACCAGAUGAUGAAGACUCCUUGCCACAUAGAAAGAAUUUACAAUCCCACAUAUAGAAAAGAAGGAGACCUAAUCAUUGCCGGAUUCUUCUCGCUUUUUGUGAAGGUACAGAUUUAUAUGGAAAAAAGAUUCUUCCAAGAGUCUCCCUUCUGGACUUUUGCAGAACCAAAAUUAAUGUUCAAACAAUAUCACCAUUUCCUUGCUCUCCAAUAUGCUGUGGAUGAGAUCAAUAAGAACCCUUAUUUGCUGCCCAAUAUAACCUUGGGAUACCAGUUACUCAAUAACUUCCAUCUGGAGAAAUUAGCUGUGGAGAGCGCCUUAAUAUGGCUGUCAGGGAGAGGUCCAGUUAUCCCCAACUAUAGCUGUGAUAGACAAUCCAAUACUGUGGCUGUCAUUGGAGGGAUGUCUACUAUGCUGUCCAUGGCCAUGGCCACCAUUCUCGAACUGUAUAAAGUUCCACAGAUUACCUAUGGCCAAUUUGAUCCUCGCUUGAAGGAUAAGGUUCAGUAUCCAUAUGUCUAUCAGCUGGGCAGCAAGGAAUCUACUCUUCACCUGGCAUUCAUCCAAUUGAUGCUGCAUUUUGAGUGGACUUGGGUGGGACUGCUCCUUUCAGAUAACACAAGAGGGGAAAUGUUCUUCAAUGAUCUGAAAGAAGAGAUGGCCAAUAAUGGGCUCUGUGUGGCUAUUAAGGAAAGAGUGCCUCAACGUAUUGGAAUAAAAGAAGGUUUUCAGCUCGUUUCUAGGGUCAUUGCAUCAUCAUCAAAUGUAAUUUUCAUCUAUGGAGUUGCUGAUUCCCUUCAAGAACUUUCUUUGCUAUUGUUAACUUUUAUACCUUAUGGAAAGUUAUUGGUUACCACGAGUUCUUGGGAUUUUUCUAUUGAUACUAAGUUUGAACUGUUUCCCAUUUUUCAUGGUACAAUACUAUUUUCUCAUAUUCAAAAGGAGAUUCCAGGUUUCACAGAUUUUGUAAGAAACAUGAAUCCAGUCAUGAAUCCUGAGGACAUUUUCCUAAAAGCUUUCUGGGAAGCAGUCUUCAAUUGUAGAUUUUCAGAUAAAAAAGGUGCAGAAAUGUUCUAUCCUUUGUGCCCAGGAGAUUUUUCCUUUAGAGAUAUUCCUGUUAUGAAAAUUGACAUGGUCCUUAUGGAACUGAUUACUAAUAUUUACAAUGCAGUGUAUUUAGUUGCCCAUGCUCUCCACCAAAUGCUCCCUUUUGAGGCAAAAGAGGCAUCAGACCUGGCAAGAAACUCAAAUCUUUCUUGGAAGCUCCACCACUUUCUGAAGUGUAUCAAUUCUGUCACUAAUGCCAGUGAUGAGUCAUGUUGGAAUGGAACCAAGCCAGUUGCUGAGGCUUAUGAUAUCCUAAAUUAUAAAUCCUUCCAUGGUCAGGUAGAGACGCUGGUCAAAGUGGGUGAAGUGUAUCCUCUUGCUCAGAGAUUCACCAUUAAAGAAGAAGACAUAGAUUGGCCAGAAGAUUUCCAUCAGACUCCAUCUUCCAUGUGCAGUGUGAAAUGUGGUCCUGGAUUCAAGAAAACAUCUCUUGAAAACCAACCCAUCUGCUGCUUUGCUUGUACCCCGUGUUCUGAAGGGAAGAUUUCCAACCAGACUGAUGCAGAAGAAUGCCUGCAGUGCCCUGAAGAUCAAUAUCCCAAUAAGGAGAGAGAUCACUGCCUGCCCAGGACUGUGAUCUUCCUGGCCUAUGAGGAACCUCUGGGAAUGACCCUGGCCUGUGCAGCCAUCUGCUUUUCCCUCCUCACUGUACUGGUCCUGGGGAUCUUUCUGAAGCACAGGGACACCCCCAUAGUCAAAGCCAAUAACCGCAGUCUCAGCUACACUCUGCUGGUCUCCCUCAGCCUCUGCUUCCUUUGCUCCUUGCUCUUCAUAGGCCAUCCUACCACAGGCACCUGCCUGCUGCGCCAAACCACAUUUGCAGUUGUCUUCACAGUGGCCGUUUCCUCCAUUUUGGCUAAAACCAUCACUGUGGUUCUGGCCUUCAGGGCCACCAAACCAGGGAGCAGGCUCCGGAGCUGGCUGGGAUCCACAGCAUCUUACUCUCUAAUUUUCGCCUGCAGCCUCAUCCAAAUGUGUCUCUGUGUCAUUUGGCUUGGGACAUCGUCCCCGUUCCUAGAGAAGGACAUCCACUCUGAGCCUGGCUCCAUUAUCAUCCAGUGCAAUGAGGGUUCCCUCCUCAUCUUCUACUGUGUCCUGGGCUACAUGGCCUUGCUGGCCUUGGCAAGCUUCACCGUGGCUUUCCUGGCCAGGGACCUGCCAGACACUUUCAAUGAAGCCAAGUUCCUGACCUUCAGCAUGCUUGUGUUCUGCAGCGUCUGGAUCUCUUUCCUGCCCUCGUACCAGAGCUCCAAAGGCAAGGCCAUUGUGGCCUUGGAAGUCUUUGCCAUCUUGACCUCCAGUGCCGGCAUUCUCAUUUGCAUCUUUGCUCCCAAGUGCUUUGUGAUCCUUCUAAGAUCGGAACAAAAUACUCUGGGGAUUCUUAAAAAGAAAGUUACUUCCUGAGAAGCCAGGUCUUCUCAAGCUCAUUAGUCACAGUCAAGGAAU